Nicotiana attenuata is the source of this 618-nucleotide messenger RNA. Its product is annotated as ethylene-responsive transcription factor ABR1-like. NCBI's taxonomy places the organism in Eukaryota, Viridiplantae, Streptophyta, Magnoliopsida, Solanales, Solanaceae. Gene Ontology annotation, molecular function: DNA binding; DNA-binding transcription factor activity. The record is from RefSeq and is a predicted model, not a curated record. The coding region runs from base 1 to 618 and encodes 205 amino acids. Gene Ontology annotation, biological process: ethylene-activated signaling pathway; regulation of DNA-templated transcription. The transcript has 2 exons.
AUGGCUGGUGGUGAAGGUACACGCAUUAGGACAAUUACCAGCAGCACACCAACAGCAGAAGCAACAUUUAUAUGCACUUCAACAAAUGAUCAUCAAAAUAGCAGCAAUGAUCAAUCUAAUGGAGGAGAUAAUAGUAGUCAAUCAAGAAGAAGAUACAGAGGAGUUAGACAAAGGCCAUGGGGGAAAUGGGCAGCUGAAAUAAGAGAUCCAUAUAAAGCAACAAGAGUUUGGCUUGGAACUUUUGAUACAGCUGAUGCAGCUGCUAGAACUUAUGAUGAAGCUGCUCUUAAAUUCAGAGGUAGCAAAGCCAAACUCAAUUUCCCAGAAAAAGUUAAACUCUUGCCAUCUCCAGUAUUGUCUGAUUCUCCAAAUACACUUUAUUCCGUUUCUUCAUCGCCCGAUCCAAUAGUUCAUACUUCUCUGUAUCGUCCCAAUUUUAUUGGAUAUCCCCUAAGGGACGAUGAGCCAAUAGUUCACACUUCUCAGUAUCGUUCCAAUUUUAUUGAACGCCCCCUAAAGGAUCACACUACUCAUCAUCAAGCUUUGAAUAAUAAUACUGAUUUAAAUGCUCAAGUUUUCAUGAAUGAUGAUGAGUUUCAUAGGCUGCAUGUGCCUUAA